AUGAAACGUCUACCGUCUUUGAACUUGUUAUCUUGCCGGUGUAAAUCAAAUGAACGUGCUUCUAGAACACAAUGUGAUUAUUGUGAAUUGAAACGAUGUAUCGAAAAUGGCGUGCCCAAAGAGACGAUUUUAAUUAAAAUCGAGGAACGUUUAACCGAACAUGAGAUGAAUCGAAAACGAGCGAGACAAGAUCGACGAGAAAAGACAACUAAUACACAAGAAACAUUAGCGGUAACAACACAAUGUGAUUAUUGUGAAUUGAAACGAUGUAUCGAAAAUGGCGUGCCCAAAGAGACGAUUUUAAUUAAAAUCGAGGAACGUUUAACCGAACAUGAGAUGAAUCAAAAACGAGCGAGACAAGAUCGACGAGAAAAGACAACUAAUACACAAGAAACAUUAGCGAUUUAUCCGUUGAAUUUAUUGAAUAGCGAUAUAUCAGAUUUGAACGAUAUUGGUUGGAUGUAUUUGACAAAUGUCACUAAUACAUAUGAUCACUAUUGUUUUGAAUGGAUAUCCAGACGAUUAGAUAUUCAAGAAGUCGAGGAUACUGAGCAUCCAUUAUCAAUGAUGCCAUAUAAAUCACGAUAUAAAUUGCAGCCAUAUCUUAAAUUCCAUUCAGAUAAUUUAUUAUCGUUAUUAUCGUUUUUUGAACAUAUACCAGAAUUUCGAUCUCUAUCGAAUGAAGCAAAAAAGACAUUAGUGCAACGAAAUCUUAGAAAUUUACUUCGUUUGAACACAACUGAACCAAUUCGUUCUGGAUAUUUUGUUCCACCGGCUAGUGGUACGGCUCAUGCAUUGUGGGAAUACAUAUUUGGUGAACAUAUGUUGAACGAUUUUGGGAACCUUAUGAUCAGAUACCGUGGGCUUCUGAAAGAACCAAUAUUCACUAAAAUGUUAUUAGUUAUUAUGGUAUUUUCGAGCCAUUUUUCAGUAACAAGACCGAACGAUGUGUUUCAUGUAUAUGCCUGCGAAAUAUCGUCAUAUGACAUAUUUCAAUUACAAAGUUUUUAUACAACUCUCUUGUGGAAAUAUUUGAUCUAUCGUCUCGGUGAAGUGGAAACUAUACAAGUUUAUACACACAUAAUUGGCCUUUGUUUAAAAUGUGUGGAUAUGGGCGAACAAGUUGAGAAAAAUUUUAUUGAUCGAGAAGAAUUAAAUGAAAUUGUUAAACUAACACAAACCAUAUUACUUGUAUAA
This is a messenger RNA of Didymodactylos carnosus, 1197 nucleotides long. NCBI's taxonomy places the organism in Eukaryota, Metazoa, Rotifera, Eurotatoria, Philodinida, Philodinidae. The record is from the annotation of a GenBank genome assembly.